This is a messenger RNA of Clupea harengus (Atlantic herring), 2001 nucleotides long. RefSeq lists its product as uncharacterized. The record is from RefSeq and is a predicted model, not a curated record. NCBI's taxonomy places the organism in Eukaryota, Metazoa, Chordata, Actinopteri, Clupeiformes, Clupeidae.
UGUUCGUGUCACAUGAUCUAGCAAAUUCACGCAUGGCUGUGGUGGUGAGCAAGUUUAUAGAAAUGAGCACAACAAGAAGCUGAUGCAUGAAGAAAAAAUACAAAAUGUCUGACCAUCAGCGUUCAGUUAUGCUGAACACAGGUUCCCAGAUGCCCCUUGUAGGCCUGGGCACAUUUAAACUCCGUGGCAUAGAGAACAUAAUGCUGACUGUGGAUGCAGCUCUUGCUGCAGGUUAUCGUCAUUUCGAUACAGCUGCUGUGUACCGCAACGAAGUGGAGAUAGGAAAGGCACUCCGUGAACUGCUGCCAAAGCAUGGGCUUUCGCGGGCUGAUAUUUUUGUCACCAGCAAGCUGGGGCCUCGAGACCAAGGCCACAUGACUCCUGAAGCCUGUCAGCGCAGCCUGGAUCAACUGGGACUGGAGUAUAUUGAUUUGUUCUUGGUACACUGGCCUGGCACACAAGGCUUACGCGUGGAGGACCCACAGAACAGUGCUAAUCGUGCGCAAAGUUGGAUGGCCCUGGAGGAAUUCCAUAGCUGUGGAAAGUUCCGGGCCAUAGGGGUAUCAAACUACACCGUACGCCACCUUGAGGAGUUGCUGGCAAGCUGCAAGGUGGCUCCUGCAGUCCUCCAGGUAGAGUUCCAUCCCAGGCUCGUCCAGGGAGAACUGAGGGCUCUGUGUGCCCAGAGGGAAGUGUGCUUCCAGGCCUACUCUUCACUGGGCACAGGGGCACUACUCUCAGACCCUGCAGUGCUGGAGGUGGCCAAAGGGUGCGGGAGGACGGGAGCUCAGGUGCUGCUGAGGUGGGCAGUACAGCAAGGCGUACCUGUGCUGCCCAAAUCGUGUAAUCCCAGCAGGGUGCAGGAGAACGGGCAGCUGUUUGACUUUGAGCUGACUCAGGAGGACAUGGAGAAACUGACUGGCCUGGACAAGGGGCUGAGGUUCUGUUGGGAUCCGACUUCUGUGGCAUAGAGAGAGCAAACAUUCUCAAAUAAGAUUUUAAGUCAAAACUUGAUGUACGGUAUGAACUGUUUGCACACAAACUACUAAAUGUGUCCAAUAAUGAGCCAGUCUUAACAGUCUGAUGAUCCGAUGACGGCACUAUGAGAUGCAUGAACUGACAGUAUGUGAUGCAGAAAAUGAAUAGGAUUUCAUCCAUAUUUAUUACACAUUGAUUUAUUUUUGUCCUUCAUCAGUGCAGCCCAUUGUCAUAAUGCCUUCUAGAUUUACGUUAAGUUUUUGUGCUGCCAGUAAUUGGAAAACUAAAUUCCUCAGAUGCUUUUCAUUUCAUGUCAUUUAUUUAUUAUACAUAAGACCAACAGUGGUUUAAAAACACGAUAAGGCAUAUUUACAACUUUUGUUACAGAAUUCAAAAACAUGAAAAUUAGCUCACAAAACGGGUUUAAAAUUCCCCACUUAAAACAUAAUAUACUUAGCAAGUGCUUCAAGUAAUGUCUGAGGUCUUUUUAUUUACAAGAGUCCACCUGAGAAGGCCCUUUGAAUGUAGUCUUGAUCUUCCUGCUCAGGUGCUCUCAAAUCACACAGCCCUCAUAGCAUAAGGUAGAAAUGUAGGCCUAGAUGUUCUAACAAAGGGCCUCUUGUAAUGCAACAGGUAUCAUAUAUAUUGAAUCCAAAGUUGUGCAUGCCAGAGUGAGUGAAAAGGAAACCUGCACUGACAAAGCAAAGAAAAAAGCCCAAAUUCUCCAGAUGUUUUUCCUACAGCCUACUCCAAUCUCUCCCACAGUUCUGAGGACAGAUGAAACACUUUGGUAGAUAACGUAUACUUUAAAAUCAUGUUCCUUAGAUCUGGUACUAAAACAAUGUGUUUACAUAUAAAAUUACUGUGUAGAAAACAUGUUCUGUGACCCUGUUUUUGACGAUUCACCUUAUUUUCAAUUAAUAUUAUUAAAAUACCACUAUGUACAGAAGUAGGCUAUAGGCCUAGAAUAUGACUCUCACCUCAAUUAAUAGUGCAUUCAGAAUAAACACAAUUUACAAAAGU